UCCAUGCACCCACCACUAACAAGUCAAGUCAAGUCAAGUCAAGUCAACCCAUAGAACAGGAAGACUUGUACUAUUUUACUUUACUAUUCAGAAGAGGAGAGAUCAGAGACAGGGGAGUAGAUCACUGCUUUCUAUUUCCUUGGCCUUUAUAAACUUCAUAUAUCUAUCAAUCAAUCCGUUUGAUCUCAGCUCAGGAUGGGAUCCACUCUUUUGGAAAUAAACCGAACCUUUGAUUGAUGGUAGGCGUCACAAGGGUUCAGACUUGUCACCAAAUUUGGUUGCUGUGUUGGAACUUGUUCACACCAAGUGCCAUCAGCCAAUUCAAUGCACAAAGGUUAAACAAGGUAGUGCAAUGGGGAUGGAAUUCCUGGUGUUUUUGGCAUUAGGCAUUGCAGUGCCGACACAAUUCUUGGAGAAGCUAUGGAACAAAGUUGAACUUCUCAAGAAUGUCUGGAAAUUUGCUACUGAGUUUCCUGAGUUGAUAAACUAUCACAAUCACCUUAAAGAAAGGGUGCAAACUCUCAAGGGAAAGAUGGAGACCUUGGGGAGUCAAGAGCAGGAUCUUAGCACACAAUUGGAACAAGCAGAGUUCCAGUCUGGAAAUAAGCGAAAAAGAGAAGUCCAUAAUUGGUUGGAAACAGUACAAAGUAAAAGAAACAAAGUGGAAAGCACAUGCCAAGACGUUCAACAAGCAAAAAUUUACAGGUAUGCAUGGUUGGAAAGUUGUGUUGAAAAGCAUAUACAAGAGGUAGAAGAGCUUAUCCAGCAAGGAAGAUUUCCUGCUGAUGAUCUUCUACUGAAAGCAUCUCAGACCAAAGGGGUGGCAUUGGUGACGACAAAGUUGGUGGGUCACGUUACACCUGAAGAAAAUAUGGAAGAAAUUUUGAGACACUUGACUAAUGAUGAGAUCUCAAGGAUUGGUGUUCUUGGCAACGCAGGAGUGGGGAAAACAGCCAUUAUGUCCCAUAUAAAUAAUAGCCUCUUAGAAAAUACCAGCACUUUUGAUCAUGUUUAUUGGCUGACAGUAUCACAAGAGUUCGAUAUUCGCACAAUGCAAAAUGACAUUGCCGGAGUGGUAGGAGUCGAUCUUCCAGAGGAGAGAGAUGAAAUGCAAAGGGCAGCGAGGUUACAUGAAGCACUGCAGAAAAGAAGUAAAAACCUACUCAUAUUAGAUGGUCUUUCAAAACAUUUCCCCCUAGAUAAGGUAGGAAUUCAAACCACAAGGGGUGGAUGCAAACUGAUUUUAACUACUCAAUCAUCAAAGGUGUGUGGAAGGAUGGGCUGCAAAAUCAUCAUGUUGAAGUCUCUUCUUUCUGAAGAAGCAGAGGAGUUGUUUAUGGAAAAACUAGGGCUGAACAGCCCACUUCCCUCGGAUUUUGAACAAAUUGCAAAGCAAAUUGUGAAAGAAUGCAAUGGUCUGCCUGGUAAGAUUAUCAAUGUGGCUGAGAAAUUGAUGGGAGUGGUGGACAUUAAUGAAUGGAAUAACGCUCUAAAUGAAGAGACGGAAUCAAAAAACAGGCUCACUGACUAAUGCAAAAUUAGUUAGUUUAGCAACUCUGAUUUUGUUGUAGUCUUUUGAAGAAUGAAACUUGUAGCAUCACUUAUUACUUUUUGGGUUGUAAUGAUUAUCGUACUAGGUUCAGCCACUAUAGAACUUCGUAUCUUUGUAUAAUUCUUGUAAGCCAGUAAUUCAGAAGUGCACUUCUGGUUUA
This is a messenger RNA of Cornus florida, 1712 nucleotides long. RefSeq names its product disease resistance protein SUMM2-like. Lineage: Eukaryota; Viridiplantae; Streptophyta; Magnoliopsida; Cornales; Cornaceae. The record is from RefSeq and is a predicted model, not a curated record. Bases 353 to 1531 code for a protein of 392 amino acids. Gene Ontology annotation, molecular function: ADP binding. The transcript has 3 exons.